AUGGUUUGGGCCAAGGCAAGGUCCGGCACCUGGACCGAUGACUUCGACGGCGCUGAGAAGGUAUUCUACUCCAUGUCGCAGGCGUUCAAGCGAUACCAUCGGGAACACGGCUCCGUCUACGCCAUUUGCCGCAUCCGCAUUGCACACCCUCUCAGUACUGGGCCGGAGACGCUGAGUGAAAAACUCAGACAGGCAUGGACAUGGCUGCGCUGUGACUUCCCGGCCUUGACCGUGUUUGAGGAGGGCGGGAGGAAAACGUAUCUCGAGGCCAAUGCCGCCAACAUCGAGACGUGGGUCAACGACACGUUUUGGGUCGACGAUGAGGCAGACGCGGCUCGCGAUGUUGUGGCCGACUUACACCUCCGGAGGCUUCCAUGUUUGGUCUUUGUUCCGCGCUCCUUCGAGGUGCUCUUCCACUGCUCCCACUGGAGGAUUGACGCACUCGGCGCCUGUACGGUGCUGGACCGACUAUUUGAUAUUUUGUUUGAGCUUGCAAGGACCAAGCCGGAGUCCUUGCAGCCGCCGCGGUGGGAACUAGAGCACGAGCACCUCUCCGCCAGCCUGGAGGACGCGUACGGAUGCGCCCCAAUGCCGACACCCAGCACUGAGGCCAAAGCAGAAGACGUACGCCGGAGAAACUUCGACUUAUCGUACCCGUCAGCAGGCCUGUCCUAUCAGGGCGACCAAUCCACCUCUCCGGGGAAAUCCCAGUGCCAAACGGUGGCGCUGGAAAGGGAUGCUUCGGAACAGCUGAUUCGGGCGUGCAAAGCCCGCGGCUUCUCGGUCACCGCCGCGGUGCACGCAGCCUCUGCCGCCUCUGUGCUGGCCGACUCAGACUGUGACAACUACAGCACCGUCGUCUCAGUCAAUCUUCGCCCGCUUCUCCCCGGAGGAGCAAGCGCCUAUGCGUGCGGCACGUACGUGACCGGGAUCACACACUCGCUGCGACGGAGCGACAACUUUGAGACCUGGUGUCGGCAGCUGACCAGCGGUUACCGGGGGGAUUGGGAUCCGGCGGCGUAUAUGGAUGCGCUUCGGUCCAUCUACCGGGUACACGGCGAGACAUUGGCCAGCAUGGCGGCAUCAGGAGCCAGGCCACCGGCGAGUAAUGUGACGGUCAGCAGUCUGGGUGUGAUUGACAAGUACUUACGCCCAGUCCAUGGUGCUGUCGAAGUUGAAACAUUCCAUCUGGGCAGCGCCAUCAUGGGCAGGCAGCCCACUCUGUACAUCUGGACCUUCCGAGGUCGCUUGACACUGUCGGUGGAUUACAACGAGGCAUACUACUCUGUGCAUCAGGUCUCCGCCUUGUUAGAUAGUAUCAGAAAUUGCCUUGGCAGGGAACUUGGGGUGUUGAUAUGA
Molecule: messenger RNA, 1359 nt
Organism: Thermothielavioides terrestris NRRL 8126
Lineage: Eukaryota; Fungi; Ascomycota; Sordariomycetes; Sordariales; Chaetomiaceae
Exons: 1
Coding region: 1-1359 (452 amino acids)
Source: RefSeq, a predicted model, not a curated record